GCAGGAACUUCCUCUGAUCAUUCCUUCCGUUUUGAAGGGCAAAAAAAAGGAAAAAAUGUAAAAGCGCAGUUCCUCCUCCAAACCCCUGCGAUGAUCAUGAGACGUCUUCCUGACCCGCUACCUGCUACCCACGACUCGCCGGGUAGGCCUCGUGAUCUGGUCCCAGUCAAUGUAUUUUCGAUUUUCCACUCCCGGGUUCACGCUUCAGCAAGAUGACCCAAGAGUCGCCCGCCAGCUGCGAGGAUGAAGAACUUUUUAGGGUAGAGAGAAUUCUUGCAGAGCGAGUGGAGGCCGAUGAGAAGAUCUAUCUGGUUAAGUGGGCUGGGUAUCCUGAUGACCAAUGUACCUGGGAGCCCAAGGAAAGCUUCACCGAAUUGGAAACCAUCACUGAUUGGGAGACACAGCGCAACAAGGGUGGCCUUCUAGAUGAAGAAGAGGUCGCAGCCGUCCAGAUGCGCAUGGAUGCUUUCCAAGCCCGCCAAGAGGAAGCAGAAGCUGCUGAAGAAGAGGACCAAGAAGCCGCCCGACUCCAGGCUUCUCAGUCAGCAAAUACAGCAGAGUCCUCAAGUGAAACGCCAACCACUCAAGCCCCCCGAUGUUCUCGGAGUUCAAAGUCUCCAUCCCCUGGGAGUGACCUCCUUCUCAAUACUCGCAAAAGAAAGGCCCAUACCAAUUCACCAUCAGCUGGCGAUGAAUCUCCAGCAACUAAGCGGCCCAAGUAUGGCGAGACAUCCAAUGUGGCUUCUGCAUCGACCGUUCUAGCGUCUCAGUCUGCAGAAUCCCAGCAGUCACCUGUAGAGAGUCAUCCUGCAACCCAAGAGCUUUCCACAAAGGAAGUCCACCCGCCUAGCCAGAACCCAAAUCCAAAAUCAACGAAAGCUGUAUCUCCACGAACGAUUGCUUCGAAUUCAACAAACAAGUCAAACCACGAUAUCGAUGGAACUCAGCUGAAUCAGCAACCAUCUUUGCCAGCAUCACGUGCGCAUCUGCCUCAACCCAACAAUUCUGUGACGCCUACGACUGAUCAUGAUGCAUCUGAAAGCAUUUCGACUCCUAUUGCUAAACCAGCAGCCACAAAGGCGACAGGAUCUGGUCAAAAUCCACACAGCAGAGCUGGCCAGCGCUUCGAUAGUCUUCGUCACCGGAACAACUAUAUGAAGCGUUCAAGACAGGAAGGUGUACCUGAUCCAACGGCUUUGGACUUGAGAACUCCCGAAGAAUGGUCAAAUGGUACAGCUGCCAACAACAUCGGCGUGGGUCAGUCCCACGACCAGCAUGAUGGUUCGACCUUGUUUGUGCCCGAAGAAAGCGACCACAACACCCUCGAAUUAGACGUAACAAACGAACUCGAUGCCUCAAUCGCCAAAAAGAGUCCUGUGCCUACAGAUGUGCCCGGUUCAGAUUUGCAGCCCUUGCCGAAUGAUACGCUUGACAAACACUGUACCACAACAGCGGAACGUUCUACACCUGACCAACUUGUCCCUUUAUCAACGUUAGAUGGAAGCACGAAUAACAGUGAUUUGCCCGCUACAUACUCGACGGUAGCAGCAAAGGUACACUUUGAAAACCACUCCGAAGUCUCUCCGGUUCAAUCAUCGACAUUAGCCCCACAACAACCCCAGCUGGCACGAUCAACUAGCCAACUUCAAUCGUUCCCCGUGACACGUGAUACAAUGACACAUGCUGGAAAUCAUGAAACUAAUUCCCGAGGCCUGGUAAAGACCGCCACCGGUCGAUUUUUCGAUCCACGGGAGGAACUAUUGGUUCAACUCUAUCUAGGAAUUUCCCCCGUGGGCGAUGUCAGAAUUCGGUUUUUUCCGCCCUGGCUCAAAACAAAGAUCAAGGCUCUGAAGUCUUCAGAUGGAAAACUAGAAAUUGCGUUCGAUGAGAAAUGUUUCCAGCAGCCCGACGAGUUUGCCGCUUUUAGCAAGCAGCUGUCUCCUCGUGCUGCCGCUGGGGGAAUCAUCGUGGCUUAUGAGGACACGAUGAAGACCAUGGACAGCCUGAUCCAGCACUUGGAACAGUACAAUGUUUGCGCCGUAUGGAUCUACCCUGACGAGCGAGAGACGUUGGUGAUGAUCCUAUACUCUUGCGGAGCCUCAGGAUGGAAGUCCUUUGAUCAUCGAUCAUGCUCUAACGCAGACCAGCACUUGCAUCUGUCUGUCCGUAACAGCUUCUAUCAUCUGCCUCACGCACCAGCUCAUGCUGUGCGUAGAGGAAGCCACAACCACUCUUCUCUACCAUAUGACCAACAAGACCAGCCACGUUCUGCAGCACCGCCGAAAGACUUGGACAUGAGGCCAGCACGCGUACGCUUAGAUCGAACUCAGACUACACCAAACUUGGGCUCAAGCUCCCUUGGUGCAGCUAACUCGGCAGCUCAACCUACGAGGCGGAGAAGCUUCACAGCAGAGGAACGCCCACGACUGUGGUCUUCAAAGUCACAUGGCGGUUCGAUCGAAGCCCAACAAGACUUGGCGACUGGGCCAAAUCCUGUCGCUCGCCGUGAGUAUGAUGGACCCGAGAGCGCCGAAUUUGUGGGCGUACCAAGCACGGCUUCGCGAAGAAGGUCAUCGAUGGCGAAUGGCGAAAGUCGCGAAUCCGCACGUGCUUGGGCAUACCAGACUCUGACGAAACAAGACUUUGAUUAUAUGACGACAGUUGCACCUGCAUUUCGAGGCGAUAACAGCAAGCUGAGAGUCUUCAUUACCUUUACCGGGACGCAUCCGUCCGAAGCUCGAAUCGUUCAGGAAUGGCUCCGGGCUUAUGUCCGACCCCGUAAUCUUUACUCUGACGCCCUGAAGACGGACUGGACCGAGUUUCUGAGCUGCUUUGAGAAUAGGAGCCCGUCUUUGUCGAUUGUUCUAUUCCAUUCUACGCUGCCCGACUAUAUACACUAUACUAAGCUCGGUUCCUUUCUAAAGUCGGAUAACUUUCUCUGCUUCAGCGUGGACUUGGAACUGUCCCCAAAUAGCGGCCCGAAAUGUCCCCUUGCUCGGCUGUUUCCUCGCGGUACCGUCCUUUGCAUUACGGAAGGAUGUAUGACAUACUGCCCAAAGGAAGUCCUUUGCGCGUUGGAGUACUUUGAGAGCGUGGCAACACCGAAUUGGACCUUGAUGCUCAUACCUGACAUCACAACUUGGCUGACCGAUCGUCUUGCGCAUUGUGGCGAAGGCGAAGAAAAAAUGAUAUCGAAGAUGCUCGAAUUGAUUUUCCGACUCCGUUCAAGGUUAUUCACGCAGAACCUAUUGGUCGACAGCAACGAUUUUGAUCGACUGGCUUACCUCACGGAUGACGAGGCAGACGCACUUGUGCUGGAGGUGCCCCGACUCUCAAAAUAUGUGUCUGCGUCCGAACCUAGCGAACUUGGCGACGAGGCGUGCCUGCGGGCGCGUGACAAGGUGGUCUCGGAGUAUUUCAUCGGUUGGACGGCAAUGAAGGCAUCGAUUUAUCGAUGCAUGAUCCUGUUAGACGAUAAAAUGACCAAUAAGACGGAGAAACUUUCGGGGCACGUGAGUAUCGUUGACCCAGUCAAGUUUCUCAACCAGUUUGCCGUGCAACAAUAUCCAGACAAGGCAAGGGAAAAGGCUUAGAAGGCCAGAUCGCGCAGGAAUGCGCUGGUGACUAAAUGAGACCAUGGAGAGAGUAAGGAAAUUGGCGCCUAAGUUAGAACGAACAAGGUUGAAUGGAGGUCGGCAGAGAACAUUUCAACGCCCACUUCGGGCUCAGAGACUACUAUCAGAGGUUACCAGACUGGUCUUUGGGUUUGUUGUAUGUCUCUCAGUUCGCCCGACCUAUGGCAAGUCAUGUGUCGCCCAGGCACGUACCCAGAUAGAAAUCUUGACUGUUCUACGGUUCAUAGAGAAUACAAAUAGCC
Molecule: messenger RNA, 3877 nt
Organism: Exophiala mesophila
Lineage: Eukaryota; Fungi; Ascomycota; Eurotiomycetes; Chaetothyriales; Herpotrichiellaceae
Exons: 1
Coding region: 213-3593 (1126 amino acids)
Biological process (GO): chromatin organization; negative regulation of transcription by RNA polymerase II
Cellular component (GO): pericentric heterochromatin
Molecular function (GO): chromatin binding
Source: RefSeq, a predicted model, not a curated record